GCCUCAUAAGGUGUAUUCUGAUUGGCUGAGGUCAGCGUCACGUUCCGUAGAGGGACCCUCAGAGCGGCAAAAUGGCGGAGGUUGUGGAGCUGCACAAACUCAAGCUUGCUGAGCUGAAGCAGGAGUGCAUCGCCCGGGGUUUGGAAGUAAAAGGAAACAAACAGGACCUGAUCAACCGUCUGCAAGCAUACCUGGACACACAUGCUGAAGAGGAGGUCAAUGAAGAGGAAGUCUUGGGAGAUGACACAGAGGAGGAACCAAAAGAAGUAGAAGCGGAGCAGCCACAGUUGGAAGAAGUUGUUGCUAUUGAGAAGGAGGAUUUGACAUCCAGGAACCAAGAGAAAAAUGUGGUUAAAAUAACGCCUCCCGUUUCGCUCGACGAGAGGUUGCGUCUUCGAGCCGAGCGUUUUAAUGUGCCUGUAACAGCAGACAGUAAGAAGGCCGCCAGGGCAGCCAGGUUUGGCUUGGCAUCUACUCCGCUGACAGGGUCUUCAGUGACCAGCAAACCAAGCGUGACCGUUGAUCAGCUGAAGAAGAGAGCCCAGCGCUUUGGGAUGAACGUGUCUUCAGUCUCAAGAAGGGUGGAAACUGACGAGAAGCUGAAGAAAAGAAAGGAGCGAUUUGGGAUUGUCACCAGUGCUGCAGGAACGACAGAAGACAAUGAGGCAAAGAAGAGGAAGCGAGCAGAGCGUUUUGGGAACGUGUAGCAGUGCUGGCAGCUCCUCUUCCAUUGAUGCCUCCACUUGCUCAGCAGAAGUUUUGCCUUUUUAAAUAUAUAUGCGUGUUCCUUCAUUUUUUGACGUUUUUUAGCAGAUGUUUUUAAAAACAAUUUCUAACAUUUUGGUUUUCCUCCGUUUUUGCAUGUUGGGCCAUGUCAUGAUUUAGUGAUGUUGCACUGUGCCAUUCUAAAUGCCCUGUGCAGCUCUCCGAGGGCCGUAUGGGCACUGGGCAAAUGAAGUGGCGUUCCAGAGCUUUGUGUACAUCUCUAGUCGUGGUGGUGGCCGGUCCAGGAGAUCCGAAACUGUUGUCCCAGCUGUGCUGGCUAUGCAUCUUUCCUUCCGUGUCAUUGAACGACUGCAGCUGAUCACCUACAUCUGUUUCUUUGGGUGUUUGUUUUUUUUUUUACUGUUUAUUUUAAGUCUGUUUUGUUUUUUUUGUUUUUUUUAACUAGAUUGUCUUUUUUGGAAAAUGUUUUAUCAAGGAAAUAAACUGUAGACCAAUAACAUUUUACAAUA
This is a messenger RNA of Erpetoichthys calabaricus (reedfish), 1235 nucleotides long. It is a transcript of the gene sarnp, whose product is annotated as SAP domain containing ribonucleoprotein. The record is from RefSeq and is a predicted model, not a curated record. Gene Ontology annotation, cellular component: nucleus. Lineage: Eukaryota; Metazoa; Chordata; Cladistia; Polypteriformes; Polypteridae. Gene Ontology annotation, biological process: poly(A)+ mRNA export from nucleus. The transcript is spliced from 12 exons. Bases 72 to 707 code for a protein of 211 amino acids.